Molecule: messenger RNA, 14153 nt
Organism: Centrocercus urophasianus (Greater sage-grouse)
Lineage: Eukaryota; Metazoa; Chordata; Aves; Galliformes; Phasianidae
Gene: AGO2
Product: argonaute RISC catalytic component 2
Exons: 19
Coding region: 179-2773 (864 amino acids)
Biological process (GO): regulatory ncRNA-mediated gene silencing; regulation of DNA-templated transcription
Cellular component (GO): RISC complex
Molecular function (GO): RNA binding; protein binding; endoribonuclease activity, cleaving siRNA-paired mRNA
Source: RefSeq, a predicted model, not a curated record
CCUCCCCUUUUCUUUUCCUCUCCCCUCCCUUCUCUUUCCUUCUCCUCCCCCUGCUCCCAACAGCGUAACCGCCGCUCGGGCUUCUCUCCCUCCCUUUCCCUCCCUUUCCCUCCCCUUCGGCCGCCGCCGCCGUAGGGACCUGAAGAGAGGCGCCGCCUCCGCCGCCGCGCACGGAGCCAUGUACCCGGGAGCCAGCACCGCCGGACCCGUGCUUGCACCUCCUCCACCGUUGCCACCACCAGUACAGGGAUAUGCCUUCAAACCUCCUCCUCGCCCAGAUUUUGGGACUUCUGGGAGAACAAUCAAACUGCAGGCCAACUUCUUUGAAAUGGACAUUCCUAAAAUAGAUAUCUACCAUUAUGAAUUGGAUAUAAAGCCAGAAAAAUGUCCAAGAAGAGUUAACAGAGAAAUAGUGGAGCAUAUGGUUCAGCACUUUAAAACACAGAUUUUUGGGGAUCGCAAGCCAGUGUUUGAUGGAAGAAAAAACCUUUAUACAGCUAUGCCACUUCCCAUUGGAAGAGAUAAACAGGUGGAGUUGGAGGUCACGUUGCCAGGGGAAGGGAAGGACAGAAUAUUUAAGGUGGCCAUAAAGUGGAUGUCCUGUGUGAGUUUGCAGGCAUUGCAUGAUGCUCUUUCUGGCCGGCUGCCGAGCGUCCCGUUUGAAACCAUCCAGGCACUGGAUGUUGUGAUGAGGCACUUGCCUUCCAUGAGAUAUACUCCAGUGGGGAGAUCUUUUUUUACAGCAUCAGAAGGGUGCUCAAAUCCAUUAGGUGGUGGCAGAGAGGUGUGGUUUGGAUUCCAUCAAUCAGUCAGACCUUCCUUAUGGAAAAUGAUGUUAAACAUUGAUGUAUCGGCAACUGCAUUUUACAAAGCACAGCCAGUUAUUGAGUUUGUAUGUGAAGUUUUGGAUUUCAAAAGCAUUGAAGAACAACAAAAACCUCUGACAGAUUCCCAAAGGGUAAAGUUUACCAAAGAAAUAAAAGGUCUAAAGGUGGAGAUAACACACUGUGGACAAAUGAAAAGAAAGUACAGAGUGUGCAAUGUCACCAGACGACCAGCAAGUCACCAAACAUUCCCACUUCAGCAGGAGAAUGGACAAACAGUUGAAUGCACUGUAGCUCAGUAUUUUAAGGACAGGCACAAAUUAGUUUUACGCUAUCCUCACCUUCCAUGUUUACAAGUUGGGCAGGAGCAGAAGCACACCUACCUUCCUCUUGAGGUGUGCAACAUAGUGGCAGGACAAAGAUGCAUCAAAAAACUCACCGACAAUCAAACUUCCACUAUGAUUCGAGCAACUGCCAGAUCAGCACCUGACCGUCAGGAAGAGAUCAGCAAAUUGAUGCGGAGCGCGAGUUUUAACACUGACCCUUACGUUCGUGAAUUUGGGAUAAUGGUGAAGGACGAAAUGACAGAUGUGACUGGUAGAGUCCUACAGCCUCCCUCAAUCCUCUAUGGAGGCAGGAAUAAAGCAAUUGCUACACCAGUUCAAGGAGUUUGGGACAUGAGGAAUAAACAGUUUCACACUGGAAUUGAAAUAAAGGUUUGGGCAAUUGCAUGCUUUGCUCCCCAGCGCCAAUGCACUGAGGUGCAUCUUAAGACUUUCACAGAGCAACUGAGGAAGAUUUCCAGAGAUGCAGGAAUGCCAAUCCAAGGGCAGCCAUGCUUUUGUAAAUAUGCCCAGGGAGCUGACAGCGUGGAGCCCAUGUUCAGGCAUCUCAAGAACACCUACACCGGUCUGCAGCUCGUUGUAGUAAUUUUACCAGGAAAAACACCAGUCUAUGCGGAGGUGAAGCGUGUUGGUGACACAGUGCUGGGAAUGGCUACGCAGUGUGUUCAGAUGAAGAAUGUGCAGAGAACAACACCUCAGACUCUGUCUAACCUCUGCUUAAAAAUAAACGUCAAGUUAGGAGGUGUAAAUAAUAUUUUACUGCCACAGGGGAGACCACCAGUAUUCCAACAGCCUGUCAUAUUCCUUGGUGCAGAUGUAACCCAUCCUCCAGCUGGAGAUGGAAAAAAGCCCUCCAUUGCUGCAGUUGUAGGAAGCAUGGAUGCUCAUCCCAAUCGCUACUGUGCCACUGUUCGGGUCCAGCAGCACCGCCAAGAAAUCAUCCAAGAUUUGGCUGCCAUGGUCAGGGAGCUGCUGAUUCAGUUCUACAAAUCAACCAGAUUCAAACCGACUCGUAUCAUUUUCUACAGAGAUGGAGUUUCUGAGGGGCAGUUUCAGCAGGUUCUCCAUCAUGAAUUGCUGGCUAUCAGAGAAGCAUGUAUUAAACUAGAGAAGGAUUACCAGCCUGGAAUUACAUUUAUAGUUGUGCAGAAAAGACAUCACACCAGACUCUUCUGUACAGAUAAAAAUGAGCGGGUUGGAAAAAGCGGGAACAUUCCAGCUGGUACCACAGUGGACACAAAAAUCACCCAUCCAUCGGAGUUUGACUUCUACCUGUGUAGUCACGCUGGUAUUCAGGGAACAAGCAGACCUUCACAUUACCACGUCCUCUGGGAUGACAAUCGUUUCUCUUCAGAUGAGCUGCAGAUUCUUACCUACCAGCUGUGUCAUACGUACGUACGCUGUACUCGUUCAGUUUCCAUCCCUGCACCAGCAUAUUACGCACACCUGGUUGCCUUCAGAGCCAGGUAUCAUCUGGUGGAUAAAGAACAUGACAGUGCUGAAGGCAGCCACACUUCGGGUCAGAGUAAUGGCAGAGAUCAUCAAGCACUUGCAAAAGCAGUUCAGGUUCACCAGGACACGUUGCGCACGAUGUACUUUGCUUGACAUCUUUCAAUGUUCAGUGACUCAGUACAGCACUGAGUUGGAUUCACGUGAGACCAGCUGCACUUAGACCAACAGUUGCCCAAGCUCCAGUGACAGCCAGCAAUGAGUGAUGUAUCUUCAUUUUUAUUUUUCCCCCCUUUUUGCAAGAAAGCCUUCCGUCCAGAAUUUCAGACUUGGUUAUGAACUGCAUUCUUCUACAAAGCCCCACGAUUGUUGGAAAUGUGGUUUGCCAAAAUCUCUUAAGCUGCCUGUUAUAAAACAGACCCAUGUUUUAUAAUUAAAUCAAGAGCUGUGAUCUCAGGGCUUAGGGGAAAAAAACAAAACACAAAACUCUUCAUUGUUUGCUAUUCAUUUAAUUGCUUUUAAUAAUUUGGAGAGAUCUAAUUCGUACUAAAGUUAAUGGGCUAAAAUGCUGUGAAUUAGCUUUUAAUACAAAGGAAAGCAGAGCAUUUUUUGACUAUUCAUGAAGCCUUGGUUUCAUUCUAGAUGCAUUUCCAAAAAUUUUAUUUUCAAAAGAAAAGAAUGACAAAAUCCUGCUUUCCAGCUGUCUUACAAAGAUUUUUUCUCUGCGUGUCUAAGGGCAAAUGUAUUUUCUGAAGCUUGUUCUUGAAUGUUUUUUAUUGUGCUGCAUUUAAAAAUGUUUUUCAUAGACUAAAGAAGAAUUUUAAAGCAGAAUGAAUGAACUUGUACCUGAACUUUUAAUAGGCGCAGUCAGAUUGGCAGAAGAAGAGGUGCCAUUUUUAAGAAAAGAAAAAGAAUUUAAGGUUGUUGUUUUUUUGUUUUUUUUUUAAAUCAUACUGACAGCUAACUUUAGAAUUUGUCAUACAGGACUGUGACACUCUCCAAAGUCUCUAAGGAAUACGGGUCUGUGGUGAUAAAUACAGUACAAUCCUCUUUCACUGUUAUGUUUGAAUUAAUGUAAAUUUUAUAUGUGUUUCACAGUAUUAAUGUGAUAGACUAGAUGCUAUUAUUUAUUUUUAUUUACUAAGGAGUGCUCAUUAUACUUCUGUUAACAUAUCAAGAAUGCUUUGGAUUUAGAAAUUAAAACCUUAUCGUGAGGACAUUACUAUUCAAAAGCAGAAAUAUGCAAUUGACUUCGAUGCGAGAGUUGAGAGCUGCGUACAGAGGACGCUGUGUAGCAGUCCUGUGGAGAAGGGCUUUUCAAAGCGUACACACAGCGUAGCAGGAUUUACCUGUGCAGUCAAAGACGCACACGAGACCAACGUUCUGCAUCCAUCCAAGCACAAGCAAUUGUAUUUUAUUUAUGUGUUGAUUAUUGGGGAAGCUGGAGCUCUAAGAGGGGGAGGUGGUUUGAUGUUUGUCACGUGGACAGAAGUCAGAGAAUCUAUGCAGUAAAGGUAAAUCUUAGGAAACUGAAGUUUACUUAGGAAGGGAGGUGAAACCUUCGUUAUGCAUAAGAGUAAACGUGAGAGUUUGGCCAUUCUCCUAGGAGAAGCAUUAAUUAACUGGUAGUUAUUAGACAAACACUUCUGUUAGUUUGCACACUGGGUUCAUUAAAAACCAUAGUACAUAUGAAAACCAUUGCACUAAUGAUGAUGCCACAAGCAGGUGUAGAAGAAAAAGGAAAAAGCCCAGGAAAUGUGUUUAUGCCGACUUGUUUUUGUUUAUUUUCGUAGGAAAACUUAAAAUCCACCCUCUCAACGUGUAUUUUAAAGAUGUUCUCUUCCAUUUUGCUUUGUCUUUUCCCUUUUCUCUUAGCAGAUGCUCAGUCACUGUUCUGAGUCCAUAUACCUCUAGCUGCUGAGCUGGGCCAGGAGCUUUAAGCAAGGCAGAGGUGUGUGCCAUGCAGCAGGGAGCCCGUAGCUGGCUGCUUGCUCAGUAAGCUAGGAAGUGCCCAGCCUUUGCUGCAUUCAGAGUUUUAGGUACGUAACUCAGUGCAGAUUCCAAGCAUCACCUUGUAGCAGCGUGUUGGUGUCGUUCAGGUGAAACAACGAUGGCAGUCCUGCUAGCAGAUGUUUGCGUUGUUCUCGUUUGUUGGUUAGCCUGCCAGGUCAGACCUUUGUCUCGUGAUGUGAAUCUAGCUUUUAAAUGAUAGACAGUGUAACAGAAAGCAAACUCCACGUCGCGUUGCCUGUCUUCACGUUUUCCAGCAGCCAGGCUGUAUGUGCCUCCCUUACACGUACUGCUCACCUGCAGAAGCUUUUUCACACUUGACACAUUGCACUUCUGUGUGUUUGCUUCGUGCGUUUCAGAUUUCAAUUCGGCAGAGUUUUAUAAGUGAAUUUAUUUUUAUAUGAAUUACUCUCAACAAAUACAAGGAAGAUCAAGCAUUUUAAAACUCCAGUUAUGUUAUUUGCUGCUUGUUACGCGGAGACCUCUUGGAUGUGAAUUUCGUCCUCCUUUUCCCUCUCUGUGCAGUUCUGGCAUAACUGACUCGGUGCAGAUGGACAGAUGGGGUGAGGAGGACAGACAAGCUGUCUUGACCCCAAAUCUUAUUUCUGAAGCAGGUCACGGCACUCCCUGCACCCUCUGGUGGAUGCAUUCUUUGGGCUGGCAUAGUAGCUGUGCACUCUUGAUCUGAGAGUAGCCGUCAUCUGUGGGUCCUCUUGGAAUGAACAGAGAUUUCUGUGUAGUUUUCCUUCCCUGAGUGUGAAGAACUUGGGAUGGUUACAUGCAUUUCAGGCUGGAGGCGUUUCUGCCUUUCACUGAUUUUUUCAUCCUCUCUUACUGCUGAUUCUGCAGCUUGAUUUCUCCCUCCUUUCCCUUGCUGCCCCUUUUCCCCCAACUGGUGAAUAAUCAAAUAGUUUGAAGCCUUUUUCUAAAACAACAUUGAUGAAGGUACACAUGUAGAAAAGUGCAGUGUGCUGUAAACCCAGAAGCUAUCUUUCUGGCAGCAUUCCUGAAGUUCCAAGUAUUUCCUGUCCAAAAAGAAGAAGAAGAGGUUCGGGGGGAACGGCCGAACACCUCCAACCUUCCUGUUGGUAUUAUUUGCUUACCUCCCAUGUGUUUUGUCAGAACAGCACUAUCUCAGGUAAACACAAAGCUCAAGGUGUCUCUGCCUCGCAUGCAUUCCUGCUGUCGAAGUUGUAGCUGGGGUUGGCAGUUAUAACCACUGAGUCACUGCAGCUCAGGCCAGCAGUAACCAAACACGUUUUACCCUUUUGCAGUUGUGUUUUGAGCCGUGCAAAGGAGACGGCAGUGCAAAAGAGCACUGGGCAGGACCUCUUCCAUUGCAUUCCUUGUGCUCUCUGUUAUUUUCCUGGCAGUGACCUUCUGCCUGAAUUCAGCUGUUGGUGCAAGCUGUCGUGUGCUUAGCAGUCUGAAAGUUGAUACUGAUUGCACCCUGGUGACAAAAAUAUCUCAUUCCCAUUGCAGGCAGGAGCACCGUUACGGACAAACUGAUGCCAGUACUGCAGCAUUUCUUUGGUUUCAGAGCAGCUCACCUUUAAAAGACUGUGCUUGAGAGAUGGACGAGCAUUAAUGAGUUGCUAUGGAUUAGUCUUCUGGAGUUUGUACUGAAAUAAUAACACUAUAGGAACAAAAAUACUCCAGUACUGAAAUAGGUUGUGAAAUCUCUGUCCUUGGAGAGGCUCAGACUUGGCCAGGUGUGGGGUUGGGCAUCUCCAAAGAGCCCUCUCAGAGCACAGGGUUCUGUGACAAUGCCCAUAUUAACAAAGAUAAAAUAUAAAGCUGUCUUUUCUCAUGUUCUGGAUGUAAUACAGUAUUGCUUAUUUUUAGAAAUUUCUGCUCCAGUGGCUCAAUAUGGAACAUCUACCCUGCAUCUUGUACCACCUGGGAAAUAGAGUUGAGUCAGUGCUUAGGAGGAAAUAUCUUAAUGUGAAACGUUGGAGGCAGGUGAAUUUGUCUCUGCCUUACGUGAUUUUGGCAUUUCAGAUAGCUGUAUGCAACGCUAACACUUCUCAUCUGUAUGCACUGAUGUAAGGUCACUUCUGUAUAUUAGAACUCCUUCUUCGGACUUGGUUCAAGUUAGAGUGCUCCAACUAUAAAAUUUGGAUUGCUGAGUUGCAGUCGUUGAUCUUCCAUGUUGCAGAAGUUUUGGUCAAUUUCCUCAUGUUUAGGUCUGUCACAAGGAUUUGAAAUAACUGUGGAGGUUUUUCAGUGCCCAGGUAGCCUUAUGAAAAGAUGGAAGUUCCUUGUUAAGAUGCUUUUGAAGCUUUAUCAGAAGUCACGUGUGCUUGUGCAAAGAGACUUUGUAUUGAAAGCAGACUGGGACACGGAGUGCUUUGCACACUGCUGCCAACACUAUUUCCUUACUGCAGCAAUAAAUGGUCACGUGCAUCUCUCCAACAAACCCCAGUCUUUUUCAUACCAGUGUGCUGGAAGAGCAGGUGUGAGUGGGGCCAUCUUGGUGUCACCCCAUAAGAAUUUAUGGUGGCACAGAUAUAUUUUACAUAGAAAAAAGGAAUGUAAAAAAGUUCUGUUAGUCACACUUGAUUCCAGUGAAAUAAAUUAACUUUUCCUAUUUGCUUUAAUACUUUUCUCUUUCAGUAACCUCUUUGUGUGUGUGUGUGUGUUUGUCCUGACCCGUGUGCUUGCUCAAUUUCUAAUACAGAACAAUACAUUUUUUUACCUUUAUAUUACAUUUGGCAAUGGGCUUCUUGUUGCACUCUUGCAGUCUUUUCUAAGGAAAACUUUAAGUAGGAGGCAAUUGCACUGAUUGUUUUUAAUCUCUCUUUUUACUGUAAGACGUUUUUGGCAUCUGCUGUAGCUGUUUAAAAAUACUGUAAAUAGUGCUCUGUAUAGCAGAUAUUGAAAUGCUGUGGAUCUCAGUCCUUGUACUUCCAUUGUAGGAAUACUCUCAUAUUCUACAGUAUUGAGAUAAGAGCUUUGGUUUUUCAGUGUUGUUGUACUUGGUUUGCAUUCUGGUAUGAAUCCAAGGGCACAGUUGCUUUCUCACGUGUUUCCUGGCUUCUUUCAGCAUUUGAUUCCUGCCUUGUGUUGAGAAGAACCAACCUCUGUGGCAGAAUUAGUGGAAUCGUGGGGCAUUGGGGUGGAAGUUACUAUGCUGGGAUGCAGAACAGCAAGUUUUGUCUCCAGUGACUGGAAGGGUGCAUCCCUCCAAAGAUGCCCUCAGUCUGAUGGAGAUGGGGUUUGCAGUGUGCGCGUGGUGCGCAAUCAGUUUUAUGCUUCAGUUGCUUUUCUUGUGUUGUUUUUUGCUUGAAGUGUUAAUAUGAAUGUAAUGGCUUGGCCAAAUCACUACAAAAGGUGUUUUUAUAGGACUCUUAGUUAGCAAGCAGAUGCAGUUCAAGGCUACCUCCUGUGUUCCUCUGCAGAUAAAUUAAUUUGUGAAGUGAACCUACUACUACAGCAGCCAAAAUGCUCCCAGAUCAACUGUAUUCUUGUUAUGUAUUCUGCUUUGUUCCUUGCUGGAGAGCUGCUGGUGCCAUACUGUGAUCUUGGAUGUCUUCCUGAGGUGUCCAUGCCAAAGUGGUUGUUGAAGUCUCAGAACUAGCAAGGCAGAUCUCAUCCAGCACGCCUGCUUCCAUGCAGUCCCUUUACCUUCUGCCCAUUCUCUUGCUGAGUUGAUAUACUGUUGUUUCCAGAUGAGAAGCGUUUUCAUAGUUUAGCCAUUGGCUGAAAAAUACUAUCAUGUUUUCAUUGCAAAUGACAUGAAGGUGCUUGAAAAUAUAUUUUGAAUCUGAGGUAAAAAAAAAUAUAUAUAUAUAUAUAUAUGAGUAUUUUUUUAACACUUUUUGGAUAAGUCGAUGUGAGACUGUAACGUUGAGAAUUAUUCCCUGCUCAGACCACAUUUGAUAAACUUUGAAGUGGAGAGGAAAAGAUUUGGAGUAUUGUUUGUAUUGUGACUGCUUGGUGUGUCAGUUUGGUGCAGAGCCUCGGCUGUAACUCAGUCCUGAAGUAAGCACACGCCAACUAAAGGUGCUUUACAUAACCUGAAUAGAAACUGUAGAAAACUGUGUUAAUGCAUCGCUGUUUACGAUGCAUCCAAACAAGCUUCCUCGUUUUGUAAUUAGCCACUCUGCUGACAGAAAUGCUCCCUGGUUGUGCUCAGUGUGCUGGUGUGCUUUCAUAGCACUCUUCCAGCUUUACGGGCUUUGUGCUCUGGAAGUGAGCAUUUCAGAAAGAAGUUAGCCCAGGAUUGCUUGCUGUCUUCAAUGUCUUCAUCUUUAGCCAUCGAUGUGAAUGAUGCUUAUUUCUGGCAGGGAUGAUUGCUGAUGUUCUGGUUUGUGGAAGAAUUCUUAUUGAGCAGUGGUGAGUGACUGAAUAAACAAGUUCAUCUAAUAACUAAAGGGAUGAUGUCCGAAACACUCUUUCCCAUUUGCUGUUAUAACUUAACAAGGCUCCCUGCAAAAGCAUGAAGUGUUUUGCUCUAGGGGAAAUGGCUCCUUUCAGAAAAUACUUUGCUGUGUCUUGCUGUUAGGAAUCCACAGACACUGUUGGCACUGCUGUGGCUUCGAAGAGGUUUCAGGGCACUGAACUUCUCUGUGAGAAAAACCUUACACAACAAGGAGAGAAACAUUGUGUACUUCAUAGGAAGGUCUGCAAACCUGAAAGAGCAUCAGGAGGAGCCCAGCACUGGAUGUCUAAUAUUGAGAAAUGCCAUCUGUGCCAUGCAGCUACCCCAUCCUUUGUGCAAAUAAGGCAAAGUGAAACACUAUGCACAACCCUGACCCCAGAAAGGCAGUGUUGGUGGGUAGGCCCCUGGAAGCUAGGCUCUGCUUUUAGCCCUUGGUAUUGCAGAGAAUUUAGGAUUUGGUUGGAGUGAAGACAGGGACAUGUGCUGAAUUUGUAGGUGAGAGGUUGGUGGGAGCUGGUCUUGGAGUUUUGCACUUGGCAGCGCUAAAAAUGUGAAUGGCUGCUGCUCUUUUCCUUCUUUUUAAACAUCUUCAGAAGAAGAACUGUUUACAAUUUGUCCCUGUACUGCCUCAACAGAUGCAUCUUAAACUACCUGUGGCAGCUCUCCAGCCAACCAGCCUACCCAGCGUUCUGAAGAGCCUCCAGUUGGCAUCAGAAGGCUGUGUUAAAGGGUGUGUUUGUUUGUAAAUAGUGGCUUUGUGUGCACAGAUUGCCUCCCCCAGCCUUUUGGAUGUGCUAUUCUCAACUGAAAUACCAGCUGGAAUAGCUGCUAUCUCAGCAGCAGUUACAGAUAUGACUUAACCUCAGAGUAAAUUUAUGAAUUGGCCCUAAAGAAUAAAUUUAAACAUACAGGAUCCUGAAAAAUGAGUUGAGACAUUUCUGCCCAUUUUGGUUUUGAGUGUGCUUGGCAAACAUGAGCAGUGGGAAGGUCAGCAACCGAGCUCGGGAAUUUCUGGUCCCUUCUCUGGUUCCUUGGUUAGAUUUCUCAUCAGAAAAAUGCUUGUGAUGUGGAUUCUAUUCUUUCUUUAUCAGCUUUUCCUGUUCCCACAUAUACAGACAGGAAGCUUCGUUCUUAUCAGGGUAUGUAAAGCUGUGUGGUUGUGCUUGUCAUGCACACAACUCAAAGCAGAUGUGGUCCAUGCUGUAUGGCACGGGCACCUGGCAGUGGAUGGGAUCGAGCCCAUCAGAUGUGGACACAACAGCCAGAGAAGCGUGUGUCCACGUUUCACUAAUAUUAAUUCUGCAUCAUCUGGAGGUGGUCAGAACCCACUGUUAAUGUGCUAUAAAAAAGAGGUAAUGCUGACCCUGGUUCUUUUGUUCCUCAUUUUCUCAUUAGACAUGUAAGGCUGAACCUUAAAUUUCUCAUCUCAUUUACAAGUGACAAUGCUGUUAUUUUAUCUUAAAUACCAUGUCUCCAAUUGCCUGCCUGACUUGAAUCUUUAAUUGAUCUUAAAUUACCUCUCAGUGUUUAAUCCCCAGAAUGCCUCUAAAUUAAAUGAAGAUUGUUGUAUGUGCCCAUUUUUUAUUACCUAGUGUUUAACAGCAGAAAUAGUUUGUGUUUUCUUGAUUAUAUGGAGGGAAGGGUGAGAUAAUGUGUGAAUUUGCUCAUGGAAGAAGAUGGACUUGAGGAGUAAUUACUGGUAGACUGUCUGGGAAAGCAGCACAUCAUAUGGGGGAAGCAGAAGCAAAACAUGAGGAGUAAGGUUCAGAAUUACGUAUCCAUGGAAAACUAAAUCACAGAUUCUGAAAGUACAUCUGGCAAAGUUGUGGGCUGUUCUGGAAGGUUGCAGUUUGUUGUGAUUUCUUGGUUCAGCUUGGAAAACGAUGUGUGUACACAGGGGUGUGUGUGUGUGCGUGUCCACGUGUCACUGAAAGCUGAGUGUGGCUCUUUGUGUAUAAAAAUACAGAAGGAGAAUAUGAGCACAACUUCACUGGCUUCCGUAGUGCUUUGUGAGGGUGUGCAACCACAAAAUCUCAGACUUGAGGGCUGUUUGUAAAUGCAGACUCAGUCCCACGUUUCUGUGCAGCAAAGUGGUUAACUGAUCAUGGGGGGAGAUGAGACAGAGAACAGAAUGUAUUAAAUCCUUUUUCCUUUAAUUCGGUAUGUUGCAGAUUGAAUGAACAUCUGUUAAGAUGUUCAUAUCUUUCUGUUAAUAUUUUUAAAUUUUUAAAAUAAAAAGAAUGGAAAAAGAACCAAGAAUUAAUUCAGAAAUUUUGUAUUGGACGCGCUCCCUUGAAACAAAAAUGUUUUUGUAACCAGUUUAUCAUUUUGAAAGCAAAAACGGAGAUGCUAAGGGCCUCAUUUCAAGUGGUACUGAGUGCGUGCUGACUGUUGUGUGUGCUUGCGGUGUGUCAACGCUGUAGUGCUGGCUGGGUAAGACUGGCACUUGUCAUACAAAAUCCAGGUGUAGAAAUACCCUCUCCUGACUUUUAAAUGCAUCAGCGGCGUCGUAGGGCUUAUUGCAGAGAUGAGGUGUUGCUCUGUGUUACUCAGAACUGCUGAGGCUCUGUGUAGGUGUGGAGGGUCGCAAUGCGUCGUGUUUGUCUUGAUGACGUAGCGUAACGUUUGCAUGAUGCUGUGUGGCAAUGCCACCUUAAGCCUUAAAACAAAGAUAAAUUUGACAGAUUUUCUCAGAGUAUGCAAAAAAAUACUGUUUAAUGAGAGUAGAGUGUUCCUGUAAGGCUGAACUAGUUAAAAAAAAAAAGUUGUCUGAGAUGGAAAGGGGAAGCUGUAGAUCUCUAUACUGUGACCGACCUCUGUAGGCAGUGGCUGUCACUGUGCCCCGCAGAAGCUGAUGCGUUGCUCUGGCAGCCUGCCCCAAUUCUCAGUUCUUAGCUUUAUUUGUGUUGGAUGUGUUGUGCUCCCUCCCCCUGUUAGGAGAUCUCUGUCUGGAGGAGGAGGAUGACUUAACACUUAUUUGGUGUUGGAAAAACUCUUCUCAAGUUGUGUGCUUGCUUCACAUAGCGCCGUCAUUCGCCCUUCCUGCGCCCGAUGUCUGAUCCUUAAACCAUUUGAACUGGGGGCAAACCAAGCAGUGGGGACCCAGCUUUCUUUGUCCGUUUGGAUCUACCUCAUGUAAACAGUUGGGUGCUAUUUACUCAAAUUGUCUCAGAUGAGAUUGGCAAAAAGCGACCAAACCGCGUUUGACAGCCGCCCUCGGCACAGGCUGUCCUCCGCAACCCAAACCCUUUGGGUUUCUUCUUCGCAGACGACAGUGUUGUAUUUGAGUUGUGUCCUUCGUGCCUUUGUGUUUGUUUUUUUUUUUUCCCAGUGCAUAACAAUCAAAGGUCGUGUCCUUGAUUAAGAACAGCCAAUGAAUUUUAACCACAAAGUUUAAAAAAGCAGCAAAGUAGCUUUAGCAAAUGUGAUUUUUCAGUGUCAGAUCCACGUGUACAGUAUCACGGCAGAACUAGGCAAAGAGAACAAGCCAAUAAAGAACUCCUUGAGAUAUAUAUAAUCCCAACCCUAGAGAUGUACCUCUGUGUAUCCAUUCAAGUGCAUAUAUAUACAUACGUGGCACAGCUGCGUGCGUCUGUAUAUAAAAUGGAAGGAUGUGUGGGUAAGGGAAUAAAAUGUCAUCGACUUUUCCACAGUUUUCUAUGGAACAGUUUACAACUCUGUAUAGGUUUUUCUACUACGUGAACCUUUUUUACAUUAAAAAAAAAAUAAUAAUUCCUUUUUGGAAAAUUUAAGUUGUGAUAUAUGCUAUUUUUUUUUUUUUUUUGAAGUUGGGGGAAAAAAAAUCAAUCAACUUUUUACCAAUACCUAAUAUGGGGGUGGGGGGACGAAUCUCUUGUGUACUCUUUAGUUUAAUUAGUAAAGAAAAAUGAUGUAUGGGAUUGUAAAAGUGCUGACAUUCCGUGGUGGCAGGACUUCCAAGUGUUUCCUAAGGCUUUCUGCUGCAGAGAGACUCGAACAAAGGAAAAUGCCUCUGUUAAAUGUUUUUAUAAAACUGCUCCAUCAGGUCUAUACUUAAGCUAUAUUUUCUAAAGCCUAAUCAUCCUUUAAUAUGCUGCAUAUAAAUUAUCAGCAUGGUUGCACUUUCUCAAUAAUAAUGUAUGCCCUACAAUUGGCUCAUGAUAAGGACUUUAGUUUUUUAACAGAACAGAUAGUACUUUGGGCAGAAGGUAAUAUUUAUAUAGGUACCUCAAGAAAAAAAAAAAAGAGCCUGAAUAUGCUGCAUUUUGUUCCUUUAACAUUGUUCAUGUAGCAUUUGUUUGCUUUUGUUUUUGUAGUAGACGACCAGCUACCUGUUUGCUUUGGGGGACCCCAGUAGUGUUUUCUGUUCCGCUCGUAGGAUGUCGUGUCCUGCCUUGGUUGCAUGGACGGGGGUUGCCCUGCAUUGCGUAUGCAACGGGGAGGGGGGACCACGAGGACGUUGCUUUACGUAGGCUUCAGGAAAAGGAUGCUGUAUUCCUACAACAGGCAAUAGAUGUUCUGAAUGGUGAAUCUGUUGUACCGCUUUCUUGACUCUUUUCGAGUGCGGAGAGGAGGCAGCUGAUUAACGAGGGAAGCCCAGCAGCCUGAGCUUGCCCUGUUGGUCCACGUUCUGAGGUGGCUCGGCCGUGCUUCCCAACCUCUGGCUUUGUGGAGAGCUGCUCCCUGCCGUGUGCCCCGUUCCCUGCGGCCUCUUGCUGGUGUGGGUGCAUCUUCUGCUGCUUUGUUUCCGAGUCAGUGAAAACCUAAAAACAUGCAGAGGUGGGGAAUUUUUGUUGAGAGCUUUUGAAGGAAGCUUCAGAGGCUGUGAAGUUGAACAUUUGUUGUCACAUUCUUAAGCUUAGGUGGGUCCUCUUCCAAGUUUGUUUUACAGCUUGCAAGGUAAAAUAGUUUGCACUACUUUUGCAAUAAACUCAUGAAAAACCUAACAGUUUCUGUUUUGGUUUCUUACUGUAUAUAUACAACUAAUACUAAAGAUUUAGCAUAGUGUUUCUCACCUCAAAACAUUAAGACUCGUAACAAGCUCAGAAUGCUGUAAUUCCUGACAAAAUAAUGAUGUGAAUGAUAUUUUAUAAAGUUAUUUUGUAUGGUGUCAAUUUUGUUUUGCCUCAUAGUAUGUCAAUAAAAUAAAAUUUCUCAUCUUUA